Corapipo altera (White-ruffed manakin) is the source of this 9818-nucleotide messenger RNA. Its product is annotated as transient receptor potential cation channel subfamily V member 2-like. The transcript is spliced from 19 exons. Gene Ontology annotation, biological process: calcium ion import across plasma membrane. The coding region runs from base 2971 to 5205 and encodes 744 amino acids. The record is from RefSeq and is a predicted model, not a curated record. Gene Ontology annotation, cellular component: membrane. Lineage: Eukaryota; Metazoa; Chordata; Aves; Passeriformes; Pipridae. Gene Ontology annotation, molecular function: calcium channel activity; protein binding.
GCUUCCCUCCCCCAUGAGGAUGAUUUUGAGCUGCUACACCUGAGAGUGGCCACAGAUCAAUCCUGUAACUAAAUUACACACACAUAUUGAAGGCUUCCACAGAACAUGUUUCUCUUGUCAGGAGAAAAUCAGCACCAACAGACACAUUUUCCUCAGUAAAAUAAGUACUGACCAACUGUGGGAUUCCUUCUUGCUCCCACACAUAAAAGCCUCAAAAAGCAAGAGGAUUACAUGCUGCUUUUGUAGAAUUCACGCUGGCAGACAGGUGAAAUUAAAUUGCUGCUUUUAUUCUCCCUGCAUGCUGCUCUGUGUGGCUUCCUCCUGAGUCCUCACAGCUCUCAGAAUUUUGGAUUUUGGUGGCCAGAUGCUUGUUGAGGAUCAUCACCAGCUCAGCAGUGACAUAACCCCAUAACCGACCUCGGAUGCUGUCACUGCCAAGGACACAUUUGGGCAGAUUUUGUGAUUUCUUUCUACUUUGCUCCUCCCUUCUCUCAAAUGGAAGUGCAAGUGUUUCCUCUGAGCACAUGUGUGUGCCCAUCCCAGUGUUUGUGUGUGCACAUCCCAGUGUUCCUGAGCUACCCAGCAGCUCCAUGGAUCUGUCUGGCUGUGGUGACCUCUCAGCUGGCAGCGAUUCCUUUCCCAGCAAAUUGCACAUUCUCCCCCCUCCGUGUGAGUUAUUAAAACCAGAUGUGCGGAGAGAACUCUGCUGUGAUGCACUUUUGUGGGCUGAUUUCAUUCCUUGGCUGCAAUGGUGGGAUGCCUCCAAUGAAAGCUGGGGGACAAGCCCAGGAGGAUUCAAACCCAUUAGUCUGAGCUAAAGUCCCAGGCCUGAAUCUCUGUUGAUAUCACAGUAAAUUAGAUGUAACACAACUAAAGCAAACUGAGCUAAAUCAGUGCAAGGCUGGAAUGAAAAAGGGGUAAGAGAAACGAGAUCUUGUCUUGGAUUUAUCUGUUUGUUCUUUAUAGGCUGUUCUGUGGAUCUUAAUGAAUCAUUAAGAAAUCAUCAUGGAAAGAAGAAGCAGCUUCGUGUUGUUCCUGGAUCAGCUUCAUUUUGAAACACAGGAAUCUGAGAAAUAAGCUUGUAAUCUCAUGCAAGACCAUGAGGAGGAAAAGGCACCCUGGCAUUUAAUGGGUGUAUUUAUAGGAAGGUCAUCUCACAGCCUGCAUCUGACUCAAAGUCGAAGCCAUCUGGGAAUGUUUCUAUGGGUGACGACCACAUUCCAGGAAGCGUCACAGCAUCCUGAGUCCUGUGGGAUGGGGAUUGCUUUAGGCUCUCAUUUGGCUCAUGGUGGGUCUGGAAGAAGAAAGCCACAGCCAGAGCUCAGUGUGUCAUGAUGUGACACCCCUUCUCCAUGUUUUAGGACCAGUGGUUAACUAAACUCUUGGGAUUUACCCUGAAAUGUGCCCCUGCUGUCAAGGUGUGGAUUAGAAGAGCUUUUUACCAUUUUGUUGGUUAAUAAGAUUCUCUAGUUGAGCUCUAGACCACAUAAAUGGCUUUGUAAAGCAUCAAGAGUACAGGUGAGAAUCCUUGCAGCAGCAUCCUCUGGGGAAGGCUGUUGAGGCAGUGGGUGCUGGAUGUUAUCCCGUGCUGGUGCUGUGGGAAAUGAUCUUGCUGCCUCCUCGGGGCUGUUCAGAGAGGGAGAGAAAGAACUAAAACACGUGGUGUAGGUUGAUGUCCUCUGUCUCUGAGGGGUCCUGUUUUGUCAGUGGUAAGUGAAGCAGUAUUGGGGUGUGUGCGUGGUCCCAAGGACAGUCAGUUGUAGGGGUGGCCAGUCCGUGCUCCCAGGAGAAACCUCUCCCAAGAUUUGCACACCUUUGGAGAACCAGCCCAUUAAAAAAUGGGCACAAGAGACAAAUUAAGUAGCCAGUGGCCUGAGUGUUUCUGAACUGGGGCUGCUUUGUGCAGUUCCCUGUGCUCGUGAGGAGCAGCUGAUUUUGUAGGGUCACAUUUACACAGUUUAUGCUGCCUUGUAACUGGGUGUAUGAAGCUGUGUGAGGAGAUCUGGCUUCCCACAGGAACAGUUGAGCUCAGCUGUUUCCAGGCACUCUUGUUUGUCCUGGGGCUGACUGAGGGAGCCUGUGGCAAACCUCACAACUGCACCACGGGCUCUGGCACUGCCAGGGGCAAAUCCAACUUGUCCCCUGAGCUGUGAGAGGGCUGUGGUUGGGAGCCACGAGGCAUUGGCUCUAUAUGUGCAGGCAGGGGUUAAGCAUUCUGAAUUUGCAAUAGCCAGGCAGCUUUCCCAUAUAAGAGCACUGCACUCAUUGGCUCUCUCUUUUACUGAGAAAUCUAUCUAGUCAUUUCCUGUGCAAGCCCUCCUUCACUUUGCAAAAAGCCAUACAGUUGAGUAAAUAACAGGAAUCUGUGACUAUUCCUUGGAUUCUCUCAUGGACCAUCACCAGCCAGGAGUUCAAUGCUGUGCCAUUAGCAGAGUGCUAAUGUGAACAUGGUCUUCUCUGCAGAAGAGGAGGACUCUCACCCAUGGAUGUAAAUAAUUUUGGCUCUGCUUUCAUGCUUAUUAACACUUGUUGGUAUUGGACUUGGUUUCUACUGAGAGAUCAUUUACCCUCUGAAGGCUCUGUUGGGACUCCUUGUCAGAUCUGUUCUUGGGUGGAGCUUGCAACAACUUGGGCCGGUCUGUCUGUGCAAGACUGACAGUAAAUAACUCUCCCGAGCGCUGCGGAGAGAUGGAAACUGCAGCUGAGAAAUGAUUUGGGGGAAAGGAAGACAGAAAAGCACAAGCAAAGUAUUAUGGAAGUACAAAUAGCCCUCUGAAGGAUCAGCAAACGUACCAGCUAUGGAGUCUGGCUGUAGUCCCAGCAAGGGAGAUUUCUCCUCAGAGAAAACCUGUUAACCAUUUGGAGGGAGUGCAUGGGAAGGAGACAGAGUUAUUAACGAAAGCUCCGCUGCAGGUUUAGUCCCCCAGCAGGGAACGUCUUUGUUGACCUGCAAGACCAUCUCUCCUAGAAAUGGAUAACUUCACCAACGGGCAGCCGGGCCCGGGUCAGAGGAACAGGUUCAUAGGAUUGCUAGAAACUGAUGACAGUGUCCAGGAAGAUAAACCUGCACCCAGUAAAAAGGAAGAAAGAUCUGGACCUGGAAAGAAAGGAGAGCCACGACCCUUGGAGACACCUUACCAGAAGGAGAGCAGUGAUUUUGCUCCUAAAAUCAAGGUUAAUCUGAAUUAUCGGCCAGGACUCGUCAGCAACCCAAAGGACCCAAAUCGCUUCGACAGGGACCGUCUGUUCAGCGCAGUCACCAGGGGCACCCCUGAGGCACUGGAUGGUUUGUUCGAGUACUUAAGGAGAACCUCCAAAUUUCUCACAGAUUCUGAAUACACAGAUGCAAAGACUGGGAAGACCUGCUUAAUGAAAGCCCUGUUGAACUUAAAAAAUGGAAAGAAUGACACAAUAGCAGUCUUGCUGCAAAUAGACCAAAAGACACGGAAUCCCAGGCCACUUGUCAAUGUGUCGUGCUCUGACUGCUACUACAGAGGCCAGACAGCACUUCACAUUGCCAUAGAGAAAAGGAGCCUCCCUUUAGUGAAGCUGCUGGUAGAGAAUGGAGCUGAUGUCCAUGCCAGAGCCUACGGGGAAUUCUUCAGGAAGAAGAAAGAAGGAGUUUACUUUUAUUUUGGUGAACUUCCCCUCUCCUUGGCUGCUUGUACCAACCAGCUUGAUGUGGUGGACUAUCUCCUAAACAAUCCCCACCAGAAAGCCAGGCUCCAGGAGCAGGACACACAGGGCAACACAGUCCUCCAUGCCCUGGUGAUGAUUGCAGAUGACACUGAGGAGAACACCAAGUUUGUGAGCACAACAUAUGUUGAGAUCCUGAAGGCAGGUGUGAAGCUUGACCCAACGUGUAAACUGGAGGAGAUAGUGAAUUAUGAUGGAUUAAAUCCUCUGCAGCUCGCUGCCAAGACAGGCAAAGUGGAGAUCUUCAGGCACAUCAUCCAGAGGGAGAUCAAGGACCCCGUGUACCGGCACCUGUCCCGCAAGUUCACGGAGUGGACCUACGGCCCCAUCCACGUGUCCCUCUAUGACCUGUCCUCCUUGGACAGCUUUGAGGAGAACUCUGUGCUGGAGAUCCUGGCCUACAGCAGCGACACCCCGAACCGGUACAAGAUGGUGGUUUUGGAGCCACUGAACAAACUGCUUCAGCAAAAAUGGGAAACUUUUGCUUCCAAGAGAUUCUACUUCAGUUUUGUCUCGUACUUGUCAUUCAUGAUCAUCUUUACAGCCAUAGCCUACUAUCAGCCCUUACGGGUAAAGCCUUCAUUUCCAGUGGAAUUCACAGCUGGAGGCUUCCUGUGGGUCUCUGGACUGAUCAUUAUCUUGUUAGGAGGCAUUUAUCUGAUCUUUGCUCAGAGUCUGUACUUGAGGAGGAGACGCCAGUCCCUGAAGACCAUGUGCUCUGACAGCUGCAUCGAGAUCCUGAUCUUCAUCCAGGCGUUCUCAUUGCUGCUGUCAGCAGUCCUGUAUGGUGCCAGCUCAGAAAACUAUGUGGCAGUGAUGGUGUUCUCCCUGCUUUUGGGGUGGGUGAACACUCUCUAUUACACCCGGGGCUUCCAGCGCACUGGGAUCUACAGUGUCAUGAUACAGAAGACCAUCAUGAGGGAUCUGCUGCGUUUCCUCUUGGUUUACAUGAUCUUCCUCUUUGGCUUUGCCGCAGCUCUGGUCACUCUGAUGGGCGACGCCCCCUCAGUCUCCCAGAACAAGUCCCUGGCUCACCUGGAGGGCACUGGGAGCCACGCCAUGUACGGGGGGCUGCUCAGCGUCUCCCUGGAGCUCUUCAAGAUCACCAUCGGGAUGGGAGACCUGGAUUUCCACGAACAUGCCAGAUUCAGAUAUUUUGUCAUGCUCCUGCUGCUGCUCUUUGUGAUCCUCACUUACAUCCUUCUGCUCAACAUGCUGAUCGCCCUCAUGAGCGAGACAGUCACAGACAUUUCUGGUUACAGCAAGAGCGUCUGGAAGCUGCAGAGGGCUAUUGCUAUUCUAGAAAUAGAGAAGGCCUGGCUGUGGCGCCAGGGUGGGAAGAGGAGAUCUGGCUGCUUCAUGUCAGUGGGGCUCAAUAAGAAAGAUGAGAGGUGGUGUUUCAGAGUAGAGGAAAUUAAAUGGACAGAUUGGGCAAAGGAUGUGGGAGUUCUGAAGGAAGACCCUGGAAACACCAGUGAUUCAGAAAUAAAUCCAGAAGCUUCCUGCUGAUGAAGGGCCGUUCCUGUGUCUCCUGCUGCAGAGACAAGAUCGUGGAAACGGGAACCACAGAAACCUCCGAGAUCAGCUGCCUCAGAGGAGCAGUCACUCCUGCAGCCCCAGCCAUCAGCAACAGAGAUGAUGCCUUUGCAGGGACAAACCAGAGAUCUUUGACAGGUUUUCUGAGUUGCAACCUUGCUCCCAUCUCCAAAGGAGUAGUUCUUCCUAUAGCAGCUGGAAGAAUUGAAGGCAUUAUCAGUAUUAAAGUGCAUUUUGUCGAGGACUGUGGUUCAGCCUGUGGCUUUAAAUACUUUUAUGCACUUUAAUCAUUAAUUUCCUUUGAAGAAACUAUUUUUACUCAACUUUCUCUACCUGACACUUUCUUACUGCUAUGUCUAAAGAUACAAGAGCAAGAGUGAGCUCCUGGGGCAGUGGGGAGUGGUCUCUGGGAAGGCAGUGCUCCCUGAGCUGUACAGGAAUAAUGCUGAUGCAGUGACUUAGAAAAGAGUGGAUCGACUUAUUCUUUUGUCACAAGAGACUAAACUGAAGUACUUUGGAGUAAAAAAUGUCAUAGAGUCAUAAAAAGUUGCUCAGGGUGGAGUUGGCUUCUGUGCAAAGUGCUGCUGGUGUGAGGCACGAGCGGACAAAUACUCAGUGUGCAGUCAGCAAGAGCUGCUCUGAGUGUCUGUGGCAGCACCUGCAAUGCUCCGUGGUCAGUCCACAUCAGAAUCCCCAUUUUACAGUAUUGGAAUGAAGUCCUUUGCACAAUGUGCACGUUUGCUUAAAAGCACAAAAGCUGAUGUGGAUUUCCCAGACCCGUAAGUUCACACGGUGAAUUUUGGAGACAUCUGUCUCUCACAGGUUGCUCUGUCUCUGUAAUAAGCAGCAGCAGAAUCCUGCUCGUGGCUCUGAGAGACUGAUGGGCCAAAACUUACUGUGUGGUUGACACUUCCUGUCAGUCUUGGCAGUCUUGGCAUCCUGUCUUGCUGCAAAUGUCUGCAAGGACCUCAUUGCUUUCUGUGACGUGCACCCUGCCCCAGGCAGGAGGGGCAGCCUAAACUCUGUGGAAAAGAGAUAAAAACGAGCUGUCUCACUUUUCACUAUAUUUAAAUAUAAUAACGUGAUAUUUCUGUAAACUGUCAAUAUAGCAAGUUUGCUUCAUUGAAAAUAUUCAUCCUUGGAUAUAUUUCUAGUGUUUCAGUCUUUCUCAAAAGGCAGGAGAAGGUUUGAUCAAUGUGGACUCUAAGGCCUUAUCUAAUUCCUGAUGACAUUUCACCCAGUGCUGUGCUGCCCUCACUGCUGUGCCAGUUAACUUGUUUUUCACGACCUCCUGUCAGUUUGUGCAGCCACAUCUGAGCAUUGAGCAGCUGAUGCUGCCCUGGAUGAACCUUCCACGCAGGGAAUAGUGAUACCCCCAGGAAAGCUGCAGACUCUGGGUGUUGGCCUUCCCUUCAGUGAGAUAAACUAUGCAGCUCGAGAUCUCUGCCUCAUUUCUGCUCUGGAGGAGGCUUGGAGGUUUGUCUUUUGGAGACAACCAUCCUAAUCCUCACUGCCUGCACGUGGCUGGCAGCAGAAGCAUUGCUUUAAAACUUCCUCCCUGCACUUAAAUGGGCUUUUCCCCCGUGCUGGGCAAUUCCCCUGAAGCUUCACCCCAUUGGGGGCUCUGAGUGCUAACUGACUUUUCUCUCUCCAGCUCCUGUUGUUUUCUUGCUUUGUGAAGCCUUCAGCUGCUUUUCCCAUCUAUGGCUCUGUCCUAAGUGUUCCCAAGAUUUGGCAAGGUGCUCACACUGCACAAAAGGAUCAUCUGGCAUAUGAUAAAUCUACUGCUGUGCUUGGUGCUUUGCUGUGGUAGGGAGACUUUGAGAAUUUCAGAGAAUGCAAAAUCAGAUCUACCAUCCCUGUCUGGAGUCCUGAUAAAUAACAAAAGAGAAAUCUUGCUUCCUGGUAGUUUUGGAAAGCUGGGGGCUGUGACAGCUUGCUUACAACAUAACCUGCCUCUUCAGCCAUUCUCUCAGCCUCCUUCUCUUUACAUCCCUUCCUUAAGCUUGCAGUGCACCUUUGUCUUCUGAUCUGCAUCAAGAAUGUUCUGCUGUGAAACAGGGCUUGGCAUUCCCUGUGCUCCCCAAUCCCACCACAGCCCACCAGUCCCAGGCCUCUCGAGCUCAUGGAUAAAGGGUGAUGGGCAGGGAGAGGCCUGUGCAGCAAACAGACAUGUCCAGUUGGUGGGAGGCUGCUGUCCAGCUCUUUGAUGUGCUAUGGAAAAAAGGGGAUUUUUGAGGAGUUGCCACCUCUCUGCAGUGAGGAUGAGUCAGCACUGGGGAGAUUAUCAUCUGUAGCCUCCCAGUGCACGAGCUCCCCUUUGGUUUCACCAGCUGAACCACUUCCCGGUUUGGUCCCGUUACAGACAGGAAGGCUGGCUGGGAUUUGUUUUGUGGGAUGUCUGCAGUUCCUGGAAAGAGGAAGGACUUACAAGCUGGGUCAUAGCUUUGAAGGCCCAGCAGGAUUUUGGGAUCCACACUUAAUAGAUCAUAAUAUUUUGUCAGGAAACACUUCGGUCAUUUACACAAGAAAUCAUGAACAGAUGAACUGUCCUCUCCCUUCUACCUCUUGUGACAGGAGAACCCACCUGCAUGUGAACCCCUUCCUGGGCAGAUGGGGAGGGUUUGCAGGGCUCUGGCAAAGCAGGAACCUUUCACAGUCAUCAGUGAAGGAACAGCUGCAGUUUCUCUCCUCUGUCUGCUCUGUGUGUAUGAGCCACAGAGCCUCUGCAGGCCUAGCCACAACAAGAAGAAAAGGCACCAGCAGCUCCCAGUGCUUUCCACACAGGGUUAGGAAUUCUCCAACCCUCUCCUGUGUGCUUUGGUCAGAGUUGCUUGGCUCCUGGCAGGGUGGGAUAGGAAUGUGGACCUUUGGCUUCCAAACUUCACACGGGCACUCUUUGCCUGCCCACUGCUCCCUGUGCCUUCUCCAGAGGCUCCAAGUGCUUCCCGCCUCACAGUGAUCGACCUCACAGCUUAUCUGUGCAAUUUUCUUCAAAGAAACUUCAUGUCUGGUUUGUGUGGCUCCUAAUCCCUCACAGGGCCAUUUUCCUCAGGGGCAGAGGUGGAGUCAAGACUCUCCCGUUCCUCAGAUGUUUUGCACAUUUUAUUUUGCUGUUGGAUUUUCCCCCCACACUGUUUUUCCAAAGCCUGCUCUGAAGCUGGAGCCAGCAAGGGGAGGUGUAUCUGUGCCUCAGUUGAUUCCCUCUCUCUUCAUCUCUUCAUGACCCCACUUGCAACUGAACAUACUUUCCAUUGCCUCUGGAGCUCGCAAAGAGAGCCUUGGAAAUGUGACAGCCCAAGGGCCCCGACAAAGAACAGAUGCUUUCUGUAAGUCCCACAAGCUGCACAGGGUCUGAAGGGCUGCAGCUGGUGCAUUUUGCAGCUGGACUCUUCCUGGAGCUGCCUCUCACUUUUGGGCUUUAAGAAAUGUCAUUAUUUGUUGCUCUGGGACUAAAACAAAAAUAAAGUUGGGGAGGGGAAAGACAUUUUAAAAGAAAACUUCUGCUUUGCAACCUCACAUCUGCUUCAGCAGCACAAAAAAAAGUGGGGCCUGGCAGGAGCAGGCAAAGGCUCAGGAAGAUGUGACUGUGGCUGGCACAGAACUGUUACUAAAUCUGAGUGCAAAGGGUGGUUUUUUUGCUUCCUCUUUUAACAUAAUCUUAUUUUUUCAGUUCGGAUUUGUGAGAUGUGGAGUGUUACAGCAUUUCUGGACUGUGAGGAUGGUUGUCAAAUGCUAACACAGGGAGUCCUUAAAGGAUGAGAGUUGGAGGUAGCUGAAAAGUGUCCAUGUGAUUUGUUGCACUCUUUUCUGAGAAUUCUUGGAAAAUUUAGACUGUCUGGGUAAAGAGAGCCAUGUCUCUAUUCCGCUGGGAGGAAGAUCCAUCUCCAGUUGACAGCUUUGGUUUUGCUGGUGCUCACAUCCCCAACACACAAGUCAGAGACUCAGUCAUGUUGCAAAUAAAAUAAUUUUGCUCUUUUGGAGUCCUCUGGCGUAAAACCUUGGUCCAUGCAGGACAGGAAUGAUCCCUGUCCUUUGUCAGGAGAGGGAAGCAGUGGCUGCUGAGAGGCCUGGUGACCACUCAGCAGCUUUGGCUGCAAGGACAACGCUGAUCCAGUUCUGCUAAAACCUUCCUGCAGUGAGCUGGGGGCUGCAGCUGCUGCUCUGGUGCUGGGCAGGCACCUUGUGUGUCUCCAGGGUCCUGCAGGAGCUGGUGCAACCACUCCAGAGUCCAGGAGAGGCUGCAGGAGUUGUAAGCCAGGUAACACUGCCCUGUGCCAACCUGCUCUGCAGUGCCAGAGGCAACUGCCCUCCGUUCCUCCCUUCCAGCCUGCAGUGUGUUGCCUCUGCAGCAGGUACCUGAAGGAAUCAUGAAAUUUGGAAAAAGACUGGGAAAAAAUUUCCCUGACUGGGGUGUGGUGUAUUUAUGUUCUGUUCUCAUGGUUCAUGGGGAGGGAGGUCGUCAGCUUUGUUGUUCUUUUUCCGCUGUCAAACUGUUGAAUAAUGAUUCUGUUGCUGCUAAACUGGUUACAGGAUCUGUCCCUGAGGAUGGCUGUAAUAAAAUAAAUAAUAGGAAAUGAUCCACA